UCGCUCAGAGAAGGAAGAAUCUGAAGGAACUGUGAAAAGUUGUGUUCAACAUUUAUCUAGUCUCAUUCAGCAAUAUUUAUCACAUGUGUUUAUCAAACGUGCUCAAAGUAGUCUCUUUGAAAAACUUAAAGAAAGUACGGAUGAUAAAAAAGUUCUUCUUCAAGUUGACUAUGCUGAAAAUUUUGCAAUGGAUCAGCAAGACGCUAUUCAGUCAGCGUAUUGGAAUACCAGAAUGUUGUCCAUUUUUACAGCGCACGCAUGGUGCGGAGCAAAUAAUUAUUCGUUCGCAUUGGUAUCUGACAACGUUACUCACGAUAAAUAUUGUGUGACUGUGUGUCUGAAUACCAUUAUUACUAAACUGAAACAAUAUUUACCAGAUUUGGAAGAGAUUGUGUUCUUUAGCGACGGAGCAGCAUCACAAUUUAAGCAGCGAUAUCUGCUUCAAAACAUGACACGAAUGAUGGCGGAACAUACUUUGACGUUAUCGUGGAAUUUUUUUGCCACUUCCCAUGGGAAGGGAGUGGUUGAUGCGAUUGGCGGAAUGGUUAAACGAAUGGUUUGGCAAGAAAUAAUGACAAAGAAACAGUGUCGAUCAGCUACCGAUUUCGUUCGCAUCGCCAAAACAAAAACAAACACGAUUAUUCUCGACGAAAUCUCACAAACGGAAAUAGAUGUAGCAAAAUUAAGACUUGAACAGCUAUUUAUGGCGACAAAAUCGGUCAAAGAUACUCAAAAAUUGCACAGUGUCAUUGCUAUUCGUUCUGAUGUUAUAGAAUGUCGAAUCUAUGGUGAUUCAACAUCAAAAUGGACUGUUUUUUUCUGA
Rotaria socialis is the source of this 823-nucleotide messenger RNA. NCBI's taxonomy places the organism in Eukaryota, Metazoa, Rotifera, Eurotatoria, Philodinida, Philodinidae. The record is from the annotation of a GenBank genome assembly.